This is a messenger RNA of Cherax quadricarinatus, 11197 nucleotides long. RefSeq lists its product as uncharacterized. Lineage: Eukaryota; Metazoa; Arthropoda; Malacostraca; Decapoda; Parastacidae. The record is from RefSeq and is a predicted model, not a curated record. Gene Ontology annotation, biological process: small GTPase-mediated signal transduction. Gene Ontology annotation, cellular component: cytosol. Gene Ontology annotation, molecular function: GTP binding; protein kinase binding; GTPase activity.
CCACACCAUCACCCAUGGACAAUGUCUCACUUCAGUCUCUACCAGCCAGUGACGGCGGUGAGGUCUCUUGUUUACCACUGUCAGCGGUGAAGUCUUUUCUGAUUAGUGUCAGCGCUGUCUCUUCCGUGGUCACAGUGAGCUCUCUCCUCAACGAUGUUAGCACUCCAGUAUCGUCCAAGCAGAGCUUCAGCGAAGUCAGCAGCCAUGACGACUUCCGACACGAAGAAAAAUAAUUCGGCGACAAUGACUCAGAAGGCCUCAGCGACAACCAAAACACAGGCGCCUCCAUCGACGACCACAACCCUGAAGUCUCCAUCGACGACCACAACUCUGAAGUCUCCAACGACGACCACGACACAGAAAUCCUCAGCCACGACAAAGACACAGAAAUCCUCAUCCACACCACAGAAAGCUUCAUCCACGACCACGCCACAGAAAGCUUCAUCCACGACCACGCCACAGAAAUCCUCAUCCACGACCACGCCACAGAAUUCCUCAUCCACGACCACGACACAGAAAUCCUCAGCCACGACAAAGACAAAGAAAUCCUCAUCCACACCACAGAAAGCUUCAUCCACGACCACGCCACAGAAAUCCUCAUCCACGAUCACGCCACAGAAUUCCUCAUCCACGACCACCCCACAGAAAUCUUCAUCCACAACCACGUCACAGAAGUCCUCAUCCACGACAACGACACAGAGGUCCUCAUCCACGACCACGUCACAGAAAACUUCAUCCACGAUCACAUCACAGAGGUCCUCAUCCACAACCACGUCACAGAAGUCCUCAUCCACGACCACGACACAUAACUCUUCUUCCACGACCACGUCACAGAACUCUUCAUCCACGACCACGCCACAGACGUCCUCAUCCACGACCGCACCACAGAAAUCCACAUCCACGACACAAAAGCCCCAAGGAGGAACGACAAAACGGAAAGCCAGAGCAGCGAAAAUGAAGGCUCAAUCGAUCUCCAGAAAACGGCAAGCCACGGUAACGACAACGACACGGAGGGCUUAUUCGACAAUGACACGGAACCCACCCCUGAGAACUACGACAUACAGAGCCCCAGCCACGACUGCCGCACAUAAGCUCCCGACAGCGAGACCCGAGUUACAGUAUUCCACAAAAACGGGCAAGAGAAAAAGAGCUUCAAAGAAGACUCGAGCUGUGUGGAGGAGGCUGCUGAUAGUGGGCGAGGAAGAGAAUGCAAGAAUGAGCUUACUGUACGCCAUGACCAACUACGACACCACCGACUGCUCCGGCGUCUGCAACAACUCUUAUGCACAUGACGACGACGACGACAGUUUCUAUGCUAACAACGACGACAACUUUGACGAAAAUUACUCCAAUGACACCUACGCUGAAGAUAAGCAAGUAUCACUCAGCGUGAAUGGCACGCAGGUGAAACUCUGGUGCAGUCGAGGUUACUACGCCAGUUGCCACGACAGUAGUCUGGGAGCCUACAGUUACUUGGGUCAACAUGUGGUCUUGAUCUGCUUCUCCGUCACCUCCCCAGCAUCAUUACGUCUGGCAAGAGAGAGAUGGCGGCCGGAAGUCGCCUGGUACAUCCCGGACACUCCAGUUAUUCUUGUUGGCUGCCAUAAGGAGGUGCGGGAGGCCGCUAAAGCCACACAGAAGCAGCAGAACCAGGACACGGUGGUGGAAUACGAGGAAGCAGCAGCCGUGGCCAGGGACAUGGAUGCCGUGGCCUACCUGGAGUGUAACUCGAGGAACGGAGAAGGGAUCCCAGAGAUACUCAAGAUGGCCGCCAGGGAGGCUCUUAACAACAAUAAACUUGAGUGUUCGCCUUUAAAGAGCUGCCGACACUUGAACUGCGCGCCUGAGACCUGCCCUCGUAGUAGAGACAAGUGCACUAUCCUGUAGACCUGCCCUCGUAGUAGAGACAAGUGCACUAUCCUGUAGACCUGCCCUCGUAGUAGAGACAAGUGCACUAUCCUGUAGACCUGCCCUCGUAGUAAAGACAAGUGCACUAUCCUGUAGACCUGCCCUCGUAGUAGAGAUAAGUGCACUAUCCUGUAGACCUGCCCUCGUAGUAGAGACAAGUGCACUAUCCUGUAGACCUGCCCUCGUAGUAAAGACAAGUGCACUAUCCUGUAGACCUGCCCUCGUAGUAGAGACAAGUGCACUAUCCUGUAGACCUGCCCUCGUAGUAAAGACAAGUGCACUAUCUUGUAGACCUGCCCUCGUAGUAGAGAUAAGUGCACUAUCCUGUAGACCUGCUCUCGUAGUAGAGACAAGUGCACUAUCCUGCAGACCUGCCCUCGUAGUAGAGACAAGUGCACUAUCCUGUAAACCUGCCCUCGUAGUAGAGACAAGUGCACUAUCCUGUAGACCUGCCCUCGUAGUAGAGACAAGUGCACUAUCCUGUAGACAUGCCCUCGUAGUAGAGACAAGUGCACUAUCCUGUAGACCUGCCCUCGUAGUAGAGACAAGUGCACUAUCCUGUAGACCUGCCCUCGUAGUAGAGAUACGUGCAGACCUCCAGGCCCUUUAGACCUGCCCUUACUGAAGAGAUAAGUGUAUUCUCCAAUUAGACCUGCCCUAAGUCGAGAGACAAAUGCAUUAUCUUAUAGACUUGCCCUUACUUCAGGGACGAGUGUACUCUCCUAUAGAUUUGACAUCGAAGUAUACUAGUGUACUCUCCUAAACACUUGACAUUCAAGUAGGCUUGUUUUCUCAGUAGAGACAGGUGUACUCUCCUACAGAUCUGUCCUUACCGGAGGUUGUGGUAUACAUCUGGUGGUGGUGAUUUAACUUCCCAAAGAUACUUACGUCCCAGCCGGAGCCGGGCGGUAGUGACAUCCAGGGGUCUCCUUAUUUUGUUGGAUGUACUAUAGAUACCACUGCCGUGACCAAUUUACUCUCAUAUAAUGCAUCCUCAUGAUUCAUUUCGUGGGAAGCGUCUCUGCAUCGCCUAUAAAUAAUACCCAUGUCUUGUUCUCUGUGGGGAUCCAUAGAAUCCCUGGCGAACGAAACGCUUCUUCAGUAAAAUUCCAUAGCCCACAAUGCACCGUGGGAAAUUCCUUCCAAACAAUGAUCCUUCGAUUGCCCUCAGAAAACUUAAAUUACAUCCAAAGCUUCGUCUUGAAGCCAAGCAUGGUUCCUUAAGCUAUAUUGAUGCCUAAGUCAUACAGCACCCUCUUUCAAAAAUUAUGUAGGUUGAUACACAAAUAACCUGCACAUAGGAAAGACAAGCUUACAAAGUGUGACUUUGUAUAUGGUUCAAGUCAGACCCCAACGUUAUCGCCAGCUUCUCUCUCUCUCUCUCUCUCUCUCUCUCUCUCUCUCUCUCUCUCUCUCCUAUGUGCAAGUUAUUUGUGUAUUGUCAAGUCACGGUAUUGUGCCUUUUUGUUUUUUAUGGAGGUUGAUAGCUCUGUUCACCAAUCCACUGGUGCAGCAGGGAGUGCCAUUGUUGUCCUGCAGAGUGAUGUCUCAUCAACAACUGGGUUUCUACCCUUCAAAAUUAAUUGUCUGCUAUACUCCUUGAAAUCAAAUGCCUCAAUAUUUAUUGUAACUGUUUCUGUAUCGUUCAUAAAUGCUCUUAACUCCAUGAAUGUCAGUUGUAGCAUGCUUGUGUUGCAGCCAGACACAGGAGUGGUAGGAUGGUAGACAUGGAGCCCGAGUACACCUGCGGAUUCGACCUCACAUGAUAGAACUGAUGAAUUGGCAAAGGCAUAUAUGCCUUGGAGGGGGGAGUAGAUUACAGUCUUGGACUGUCAACUUGUAGCUUGUGGACAAUAAUAGGAGAGAGACACCAGUCAGUCCAUCUAUCAUUAUGAUCAUUCUACAGUGCAGGAGCCUGAUGUCUACGGUGCAUCAACUAAAAUCAUCAGACUUUUGAAUGUCACUACUGCCAGGCUCUGGCUGGCAUCACUAGCUGCUGUAGACAUAAAUAACUAAUGUUGAUUCGUCACUCAACCCUCGGAACGAGUGGACGUGCGCUGAGCCUUUCCCUGCUGUCAGCUGGUGACAACUUGAUUUUCACAAAAUGGUGCAGCAGGGUAGACACCGGGUUAAUACUGUCGGCAAGAAGUGGUUCGUGGGGCUGUGUAUGCCCACUCGGCUCAGGUUUUACUGCCUGCCAUCAUCAGGGACACAUAUGGCUUUGCAAAUGAGGAGCUGUAUGGUGUGGCUUUGAAUGGGGCAUACCAGAUCUUUGUGAAGCUUCGCAAUGCUAGUGUAUAUGAAGACACGGUCGCCAGAUUUCAGGAUCUUUGUGUGCCGGUAAAUCCUGCUGUGACAGCGAAGCUCCAUGAUGUGUCCUGCUACUACACGUGGGUGAAGAUCCGGAACGUACCUUUCGAGGCUGAUGAGGUGGACCUGCGUGCCGUGUUUGAGAAGUACGGGACAGUUCACAUGGCGACAUUGGGAAAAUGGAAGGAAGGAUCACAUGCUGGGAUGCCUGAGAAAAGUUUCUCUUUGAAAAUGACAUUAAGGCAUCCCAUUCCUUCCUAUGUUUACCUUGACGAUUUCAGGACACAAGUGAUGGUGACCUACGCGAGGCAACGACGUGCUUGUCGCUUGUGCGGCGCCUAUGUGUUCAAUGGCAGUGUGUUCAACGGCAGGGUUCACAGGUGGAUGCUCAACAUAAGGAGGCACCGGAGGAACAGGAGACGACGGAGGAGACACGGCCUGAGACGCUUACUUUGCGUAAGGCUUGGAGUGUGGAAGUCGAUGAGGCUGAAUUGAGGGAGGGAAAGUGUGUAACACUUCCGGGGGAGCAGAACUCUUCCGGGCAGGCACCGGAGACCGUAGGUGAGGUGUCGCUUGAUGAGGACAGGGACGUGGAGGCCACCAUUGACACAGUGCCCCACGACCUGUUAGGAACCCCAGGUGAGGUCUCCAUUGAGGGGCUUAUGGGUGCCCUGGAGUCUGCAGUGGUUCCAGGAGGUGUGGGGGGGGCAUGUCGGAGGCCCAAGUUGAUGCUGAUUUGCAGAUUGGUACUGUGGUGGUAGAAGUGCACAAGGAUGGCUUCCGGGUGGAGGCUGGGAGGAAGGCUCAAGGGUCAUGGAAGAGAGCAGCCAUGAUCUCGGAUAUGAACAAUGUACUCACUCCGGCACAGCGUUUGGGUAAAAAGGUUUGGGCAGAUGUGGAGGAGUGUGGACCUGGUGGGUCCAGGGGCAAGGGAUCUGCGAAAGAAGGUUCCCACAGAGGUGUAUGAGGACCAAGGAAGUAUUAGGAGGAAGGGGGAAAGGGGUGUAGCAGUGCAUAAAGGCAACCCUCCUUUGAUGGCUUCAAGAGUCUCACUAUAAAUAUUAAUGGACUGAGAAAUGAUAGAAAGUGUGCAUGGUUUCGUGACCUUCUCAUUAGGUAUGGUGUAGAUGUUGUGUUUGUACAGGACACAGUCACAACCCAGGUUGUAUGUUGGUGAUUGAGGGGUACACUGUAUAUGCGGCACACUCACCGAGAUUGAAAGGAGGAGUGGCUAUUUUGAUGAGGAGGCUAGCCCGUUUACUGUACAUCAUUGCGAGGAGGGAGGGGAGGGGAGGGUUAUACGAGUGGAUGGGAUGUGGGGAAGGGAGAAGAUAUCUUUUGUGUGUGUUUAUGGUCCGGCGGAGGGGGACAGUCGGGUCAAGAAUAAGUUUGUACGUGAUGUGUUGGUAUAUCACCUGAGGUCGCUUCCGGCAGUAGCUGUGGUGGGAGGUGACUGGAAUUGUGUGAUACGUCGUAGGGAUGUGGAACCUAGGGGGGCAGGAUAUUGUUCUGGCAUUUUGAGGGAGCUGUAAACCGGGAUGGGUUGGUGGAUGUGGGGGGUGUGGCAUGGGAGGUGGAGCACACCUUUGUGAAGCAGGGGUAUGCGGCGAGGCUGGACAGACUAUACGGAAUGAGAAAAGCAGUGGUUCGGAGAAUAAGUGUCUUGGAUAUGUUUUUUUCAGAUCACAGAGGUGUUUUGGUGGAAUUGGGAUGGGAGGGAUGGCCGAACAGGUAUAAGAAGUAUUGGAAAUUGAAUGCUCGGUUACUUCAAGAUGUCAAGGGGAGGGUCUUAUUUGCACAUUUGUGGGAAAGUUUGUGGGAUGGGGCAUGCGUGAAGGGGAUGUGUUGAGCUGGUGGGAUACAAUGGCGAAGACGAGUAUUCGAGAAUUCUACGUUUGCCAGGGGAGGCAUGAGAACCAGCUGGCUUAUGGGUUUAUUAGGUAUCUUGAGGGGCAGUUAAGGGAGUAUUAUGAGAGAGGAAGGGGGGUGGGAGCCCCAGUGGCAGACAUAGAGGGAUUGAAGGAAAGACUCAAGGAAUUGCAAAAUGAACGGUUUGAUGAGGUAAGGGUUUUAGGGGGAUUAGAGGAGGUGAUAAGGGGUGAUAGGCUGUCUGCGUGUGUCCUGCGAGGGCAGGCGCAUCGGUGCAUUGCUAUGGAAAUGGUAGGAUUGCGGGUCCACGAGGACAUGGAGGGGUAUAGGAAGGAGCAAGAGCUGGUUACAACAGAGGGGAUAGGGGAUAUGUUGAUGCUUGGCUUAGUGCAUAUAUGAGAAGUUCUGGUGUGAGUGAGGGAGAGUUAAGGGAGAUGGGAGAUUGGGUGCAGUGUGUGCUUGACAGGGACGACAGGGAACAGUUACAGGGGACUAUCGUUGAGGAGGUGUGGAUGGCAUUAAUGGGUAUGAGUCAGGGUAAGGCACCGGGGAUAGAUGGGCUGCCUGCCGACUUUUAUAUACAGCACUGGGGUGUAUUGAAGGACUGUCUGGUGCAAUUGUUUAAUAUCAUGAAAGAGCGGGGUGAGUUGGGGGAGUUGCAAGUGACAGUGAUUGUAAUUUUGGUACCAAAGGGUGAUAGUCAGUACAUGGUGAGGAAUUAUUGAAUGAUAUCACUCAUGUGUGCAGACUACAAACUCUUUGCGAAAAUUUUGGGAAACCAUAUUAAGAGGGUCAUUGGAACUGUUAUAGUAUGGGACCAAUAUGGGAUACCGGGGAGAUCAAUGUAUGAGGGGCAUGGGGUUAUUAGGUUUAUUGAGUGUCCGUGUGAGGGGGAAGGAGGGGUAUUAGCGCUGGAUUGGAGGGUGGCGUAUGAUAGUGUCAAGAGGAAGGCUUUGUGGAGAAUCAUGAGGUGGCAGGGGUUUGGGGAGGAAAUAGUGAAAUGGGCACGUACUUUAUAUCAGGGAGCCGGAAUGUGUGUGCAGAUUAAUGGGAGGGUGGGGUCGCAUGUGCAAAUGGGCAGGGGAUUGAGACAGGGAUGCUCACUAUCACAAGUACUAUUUGCAUGUUUACGGAAUCCUUUUUACAGGGCAGUGGAACAGUGUGUACGGGAGGGGGUAAGGGAUGAUUUAAGUGGUAGGAGACCUGGUAUCAUAGGUUAUGUCGAUGGCACGACAGUCCUAGUGAGUGGGAGAAAGGGAUUGGAGGGUCUGGGGAGGGUCUUGGAUGUUUUGGGGGCAGCUGCAGGUAUGGCAGUGAAUGUGGAUAAAGCAAAGCUCAUGAGAUUAGGGGCAUGGAAUGGGCGGGAGGGUGGUGUGUUGUGGAUCGGCUUAAGAUUUGUGGUGUGGUGUAUAUGGGUGAUGCGCAGAUGGCAAGAGAGGUUAAUUCAAAGGGUGUAGUAGAUAAAGUGCUGGGAAGAUUGACUGGGUUGUGGCCGACACAUCUUACGCUACACCAGAGGGUCAUUGUGGUCAAUGUGCUUCUAUUUAGUAAAAUAUGGCAUGUGGCACCGUUGUACCCUUUGGUGUAUGGGGAUGUUCGGGGACUGUUGGGUAGGGUUUUCCGUUUUAUUUGGGGUUCGGGAUGCAAUUGGUUAAGAAGGGGGGUGGUAACACUUCCGGUGGCCAAGGGAGGGCUGGGGCUAAUUCACUUGGAACGAAGGCUGAAGACCGUAUAUGUGAAGCAUGGGUUCCUGCGGGUGCGUGGGGAGGGGGGUGGAGGGCUGAGGAUUGUGCAGGAAGAUAUUCGAAGAUGGUGGAGGGGACGGGAUUUGCGAGAUUGUGAGGAGUUGAACCCCUUACGAUAGGUGCGUGUAUUAAUGCUCGUCAGAGAUCCGAAGAACAUGCGGGUAGGGUCCAUAGAUAAAUUAGACACAUGUGCAACUCUAGAGUAUCUUUAUUGAGGAAACGUUUCGCCACACAGUGGCUUCAUCAGUCCAUACAAAGGAGAAUCUUGAAGAACAGGAGGAGAAUGAGGUAAUCAGUCCCUCAACCUUGAGUCGAUGUGGUCAGUCCAUCAAUCUUGAAUAGAAUGCGGCAUACGUGCAGAGAAGGAGCUUAUAAACCGUAGGCAGGAUUGAUGGACUGACCACAUCGACUCAAGGUUGAGGGACUGAUUACCUCAUUCUCCUACUGUUCUUCAAGAUUCUCCUUUGUAUGGACUGAUGAAGCCACUGUGUGGCGAAACGUUUCCUCAAUAAAGAUACCCUAGAGUUGCACAUGUGUCUAAUUUAUCAACAUGUCGGUUCUCUGAACCAUUCAUCUACAAACCUGUCAGACACUGCAACUUGGGAUCUUAAUACUUAGGAAUUCUUCGCUUGCCUAAUUCUUGGGCACGAUCUACUUCCACAUUGAACUAAUGUGACACCACCUAUGACUGCUGCACCUCUCCUGCCUACGGUUUAUAAGCUCCUUCUCUGCACGUAUGCCGCAUUUUAUUCAAGAUUGAUGGACUGACCACAUCAACUCAAGGUUGAGGGACUGAUUACCUCAUUCUCCUCCUGUUCUUCAAGAUUCUCCUUUGUAUGGACUGAUGAAGACACUGUGUGGCGAAACGUUUCCUCAAUAAAGAUACCCUAGAGUUGCACAUGUGUCUAAUUUAUCAACAUGUCGGUUCUCUGAGCCAUUCAUCUACAAAGGGUCCAUAGAGAGGAAGCUAUGGCCUAGGGAGGCAGUGGCUGUGGAAGGGGCAUACCCGAUGUACGCAUGGGAAGACAUUUGGGUCGGUUAAAAGGGUUGCAUCCGGCCAAGUGUGAGGGAGGUAAUGUACAGGUUUCUCCACGGAAUUUUGCCAUCAGGGGUAGUUUUACAUAAUCGACGAAUAAGGGAGGAUGGGAUGUGUCAAGAUUGUAGGGUAGAUGAGUCGGCUUUUCAUGUAGUCUACUUUUGCAAACACCUAGGGGUUGUGAGGGAAUGGAUGGGGAAAGGGAUUCAGUAUGUUGGGGGGGGGGAGGGUUGUCGGUUUUGAGGGCGCUCAAUUUAGAUGUAGGUGGGGUAGGGGUGAAAGUUCAAAGGGCGGUGGCUUACUUAGUUGUUGAUUUCGUUUUUAUAUCGUGGGCAAUGAGAGAUAAAGGGGCGGGGGAACGUAGGAUGGCCCUAGCUGCAACUUUUUAUAGGACAAAGUGUCGCAACAGGGAAAUAUAUGGGGGAAGGUGGGAGAGGGAUUUCCUGGAGGGCUAUAGAGAUUUCCAAUUGAAAGAUUUAUGGGUUUUAUAGAUUGUCAGGGGUAUGAACGGGCUGGCCUCCCCCGGGGGGGAGGGGGCUUGCGUGUUGGGGUGUGUGUGUCGCAGAGGUUUGACUGUUUGUGUGUGUGGGAUUGUGAGUUAGAAGGGUUUUGGGGAAGGUGGGCUUAGAGUGUGGUAUAUUAAUAUGUGUGAUAAGCUUCUUAUAUAUAGCAUUACCGUUUAUUGUUUGGCGAUGCUCUGAUAUAAUUUUGUAUAUACUGUGUGUGGCAUUUUUGCUUGCAGAGGUACUGGCACUAUAAUCUGGAUGUUUUAUCCUGUUUGUUACAUGUACUUGCUUCAUUUGUUCUGGGUGCUUUGCACUGAAUGGUGUAAGGCCUGAGAUUUCGAACGGUGUUCAGAGAGAUGAUGUGAUAUAUUUUUAUAUUUAAUGUGUAUGGCAUUACUGUUUGUCACUAGUGAUCUGCAUGUCUCAGCCUGUUUGGCCUGAGAGUUUGAACAGUGUUAAGAGAGAUGAUGCGUUAUACUUUGUAUUUCAUGUGUGUGCAUUAUUGCUUGAAGUGGCACAGUCACCAGAUAACUGCACGUUUUGGCCUGUUUGUCCUGAGAGCUUGAAUAGUGUUCGGUGACAUGUUCUGAUAUAACUUUGUAAUUAAGGUGUCUGGCGUUAUUGCUUGAGGAGGUACUGUCACUAUAUACAUGCAUGAUUUAGCAUGUUUAUUAAACGUAUUUGAUCAAUGUCUGUUAUGUGUGCUUGCAAUGAAUUAUUGCUUGAAGAGGUAUUGGAAAUAUAUAUUUGCAUGUCAUGUCCUGUUGAUUAAAUGUAAUUGUUUAAUAUUUAUUUUGUGUACUUUGCACUGUAAUGUUUUUUUUAUUGAUUUAUAGGUACAUAACCUGUAGUGGUGUUAGUGAGCCUUUGUUGGUCCGUACAUGUUUAUGUGCUCAGGAUUUUGGGCAAAUAGCCAUUAUUAUAAUAGUAUAUGUCUGUUAGGCUGUGAAUAGCAGGGGGAGGAGAGGAUAACCACCGGGGGGGGGGAGAGGGAAUUUUUAUAGGAUCCCUAGAUGUAAUUAGGGAAAUACUUAUGUCGGUGAUAUAUAUUUCAUGAUAGUGUCCCGAAUUUCUUUGUGGUCGGAGGUACGCUGUCACUGUGUGAUGGAAGAGGCUGUCUGCGGCCUCUAAGUGUGUAUACCCUAUCGGGAUGUACAGGUUAUCAGAUUUGUUUAUAUAUAUAUGUAAUUCUGUUGGGUGGAUCCAACAGGUUUGAUGAAUUGAAUUUAGGAUUUGGGACAGUUCAUAGGAAAGGGGAGCAAGGGGGGGGGGGGGUAUCCAUACAUAGUUGUGAGUGUAGUGUUCUGCUUGACGACGGUAGGGUAGUAUUAAUACUAUAGACUGUCAUGUUUUUUAUAUAUUUAUUUCAUGUAAUGCCAUGUUUUUAAAUAAAAUAUAAAAAAAAUAACUAAAUGUAAACUUUACCAGAUGGGCUGCCACAACUUGUGUCAUUAUGUGUUGGACUGCAAUCAAAUAAUUCGGAGAUAAUUCACUCAUACAAAUUCAAGAAAUGUCGAAGUAUUUUAACUACAGUAGCAUAUUACCAGACAUUCUGGAAAAACACCCUGACUUUGGUUACUGUAAAUAACUCAAAACCACAUAAAAGCUACAAUGUAAUAUUUUUGUGACUGAAUUAAAGUCUGUAUAAAUAACUUAUUAUGGUUAUAACCAAAUAUAAAUAUGUAAAUAUUUCAUUACCACUGUAACUUGCUCAGCUAUCAAAAUUUUCAGGCCCAGUUUCUGGACCCAUUAUGCGUCUCUGUAAUCUUUUGACUACCACCCAAAGAAUGAGUAUGACGUGCAUAAUAAAGAUACUAAACAAA